This is a messenger RNA of Dracunculus medinensis (Guinea worm), 498 nucleotides long. The record is from the annotation of a GenBank genome assembly. Lineage: Eukaryota; Metazoa; Nematoda; Chromadorea; Rhabditida; Dracunculidae.
AUGAUUUUAAAGGCAGGUGAUUUGUUCAAAAAGCAUCCGGCUUUAGUAAUGGCAAUAAGACGACCAGGUUGUAUACUCUGCCGGCAGGAAGCAGCCAGCUUAUCGACUUUGAAACCAAUCCUUGAUAAAUCUGGAAUUUGCUUAUACGGUGUUAUUCAUGAAAUAGAAGGUGUUGAGGGUUUUAAACCGUAUUUUACAGGAGAAAUCUACUAUGAUGAAGAAAAACGUUUCUAUGGUCCAAAAGAACGCUGGUUACCACUAUGGAUAGGUUUCUUACGACCAUCUCUCUAUUUCAGAUAUCAGAAUGCCAAAAAAAAGGGAGUAAUUGGUAAUAUAGAAGGUGAAGGUCGACUUCUUGGAGGGAUCUUCUUGAUUCAUAAAGAUCGCUUAGCUUAUGCUCACUUUGAAGAAGACUGGGGAGAUGCUGCUGAUUUGGAUGAAGUACUUAAAGCUAUAGAAGAGUAUAAAAAGAAUGUUAAUGGAUAUAUUUGCAAGUGA